AUGAGGCGUUUUUAUCUAGGAAGGGCGGAUCAAGCGAAGAGGAAGUCUGCACACGACGAUGCAGAGAGUGGUGAUCCAGAGACUAUUAUUGAUGAUGCGAGAGCACAAACCAGAAGGUUAGGAAGAGGAAGGAGACAGUGGCAGACACACCCUGAAACGACGAGCUUGGACUUCUGGACGAAGACGACAGCGCGGACGCGGACGACGAGACACACGGCACACGGAUUCCGGACGUUUUUCGCUUUGAAGCGUCGCAGCCUCGCUGCUCUACUGUACAGUUUGAAACUGUUAUUCAUGUGUGAGGUUCUCGUUAAGUGGGCCAAACGUUGGGUUUUAGGGGUUAAUCUCCGCAGGUUACUUCGCCACCUUAUACAACUAACGUUUGCACUUGCGGGUUAGAUUCGCGCAGCAUGAAGCUACUUUCGGAAAAGUACGGUGAGACUUAGAUGCGGUGGUAGCUUUAUGAGCUUUGCUUGCGCAGAGAAGAACUUGUACUACGAAUGUAGCGCCCAAUUUGUCCUUUGAUGGAUCAAGAAGGUUGAGAGUUGCUCCAUGACGCCACCGUUUUUCCUAUGUGAUUGUGACAAGACUGAUCGCUGA
This is a messenger RNA of Ectocarpus sp. CCAP 1310/34, 600 nucleotides long. NCBI's taxonomy places the organism in Eukaryota, Phaeophyceae, Ectocarpales, Ectocarpaceae. The record is from the annotation of a GenBank genome assembly.